Cydia splendana is the source of this 3620-nucleotide messenger RNA. It is a transcript of the gene Jarid2, whose product is annotated as protein Jumonji. Bases 33 to 3620 code for a protein of 1195 amino acids. Lineage: Eukaryota; Metazoa; Arthropoda; Insecta; Lepidoptera; Tortricidae. Gene Ontology annotation, biological process: regulation of gene expression; chromatin remodeling. The record is from RefSeq and is a predicted model, not a curated record. Gene Ontology annotation, cellular component: chromatin; nucleus. The transcript has 21 exons. Gene Ontology annotation, molecular function: DNA binding.
AGGAACUGGGGAACUCUAGCAGACCUAGCAGUAUGGCCGAGGUGGUAGCCCCCACCAUAUACGCGCCAUCGCCAGUUCUCAGCGUUGCUCUCUCCACCAACGGAGUGGAAGACUGGUGUGUACCCCCAGCUAUUAAGGAUCCGCAUUCUCCUAUGUCCCUGUCUGACUUCAGCAGCGACAUAAUCCGGCUUGAACCUCCACCGGAGCCCACAGCGACCCCAGAGGUCCAAGACCCACAGUCUGAAACAGACUUACUUCUAGAAAGGAAAAUAAUUCACGAAAAAAAUUACAAAGAACUUGGAGAAAUUAGGAGAAAAUCUUCAGAAAAAUUAGAAAUGAAUUCUAAAAAACCAAAAGAAGAAUUAAAUGUUUCUGAUACUGAGGUUCCAGGUAUUGGGGUCCAAGCGAAAAAGAACCAAAUUAAAAACAAAGCUAAGAAAGAUGAAGACAGUGAAAAAGGGGAACAGAAACAUGAAAGGGAUAAAGAAGCCAAGAAAGCGGGGCGCAAAGAUGAGAGAGGCAAAGAAGACAAGAAAGCGCGACAGAAAGAUGAGAGAGGCAAAGAAGACAAGAAAGUGGAGCAGAAAGAUGAGAGAGACAAGAUAGACAAGAAAGCGGGAGAGAAAAUUGAGAAGGAAAAAGAAGACAUCAGUAAACUAGACGAUAAAACAAAGAGGAUUAAAGGAAAGGGAGUAGGCAAGAAAACUGUGCAGAAAGAGACGAGGGGAAGGAAACCGAAAGCCGCUCCUGUCAAAGAGAAGAAAAUAUUACCGAAGCGAGCGACCAAGGCCGCCCCUCCACAAGGAGAGAUGGCCACCAACACAAGACUUCUAAGGAACUCCCGCGAACCGCCGCCAGCAAACCCGGACGUCUACGAGUUCGACGAACUCGAAGCCACUCGGCCUCCCUCUGGCCUCCGCCGCCGCAACCAGGCCACCCCCGAGCCCCCCGCGCAGAGCCCCGAAAGCAUACAAUACAUGGACAUAUGCCCUACAAGCUCACAACUAGUCAAAAUUAAUACUAAAAAAGAAGAAGUUGGGAACGUACUUAGUGUUAGUUUAGUGCCUAAGGACGAUAUAUAUAAGAAGCAGAAGAAUUUAAUAGAUAAUCUGACUAAUAGUCCAGCGCUGCUGAAUAAGUUUUUUAACUGCUUGCCGACGGAACUACAGAAUGAGCUUGGGAGCUUGGCCACGGAGGGAAAUGGGCGGGAAGAAGCUUAUUUGGAAGAAAAGGCGAGGACGGUCUUAGAGGCACCCACGUAUUAUCCUACGGCUGAAGAGUUUGAGGACCCGAUAAAGUACUAUGACAAAAUCGCCCCCGAGGCCUCAAAAUACGGCCUCUGCAAAAUAGUUCCCCCUGAAAACUUCAAACCUACAUGCACCAUGAGCGACACGAUCCGCUUCGCCGUCAUAUACCAGUACAUCUCCAAGAUGUACAGCCGCUGGGGGCCCGUGUCCAGGGAGCUGGCUGCUAUCAAGGCGCACCUGCGCACCCAGAGCGUCGUGUUCGCGCGGUCUCCCCUCUUGGACGGAAGCGAAGUGAACCUCCCCAAGCUAUACCACGCCGUCGAGCGUAACGGCGGCCUCAGCAACGUGAUACAACGCAAGCGCUGGGGUCGCGUCGCCGACGAGAUGAAGCUGACCAAGCUGCAGCAUCCCGAGCGCAAGCUGGACCCCAUAUACAUGCGAUACCUGCUGCCCUACGCCACGCUGUCCGACCAGGAACGCCAAAGUAUAAUGGCGGAGGUGGAAAAAUGCUGGACUACCAAGUACCAGAAGAUGCUGGAACGGGCCCGCAAUCCCUUCCAGCGUCAGUACCGCAUGCUGGGCACCGAGUGCGAGUCCGAAUCUGACGACGAAGGGGAAGAUGGCAACACAGCCGGCGCGCUACAUGAGGCUGAGGACUGUAUAGUGCAAGGGCGGACCAUGAACCUUGUCACAUUCAAGAAGGUAAGCCAGAAUCUGAUGACGCAGGGGCAGAUGGCAACACAGCCGGCGCGCUACACGAGGCCGAGGACUUCGGAAUCUGACGACGCAGGGGCAGAUGGCAACACAGCCGGCGCGCUACACGAGGCCGAGGACUGUAUAGUGCAAGGGCGGACCAUGAACCUCGUCACAUUCAAGAAGAUCGCGACGUCCCUCAUGGACGCACACUUCGAGCCGUCGAAGCAGCCGCCGGGCGCCGUCGACGUCGAGAAGGCGUACUGGCGCGCCGUGCUGUUGGGCACCGAGCAUAUCGUGGCCAACACGGCGUCCAUAGACACAGGAGAGGAGGGUUAUGGGUUCCCGAAGGACCCGCAGGCCGAGUACGGCGCGCAUCCCUGGAAUCUCAAGGUGCUAGCGAGGAACCCUAACAACGUGCUCCGCUACCUCGGCCCAGUGCUGGGCGUCACCGUGCCCACCCUCCACCUCAGCAUGCUGUUCAGCACCUCGUGCUGGCACCGUGACCCCCACGGCCUGCCCUGGACCGAGUACAUGCACAGCGGCGCCGAGAAGAUAUGGUACGGCAUCCCUCGCGACGAAAGCGCUAAUUUUAGACGAGCAGUCGAAACCCUGUGCCCCGCCUACUGCCAAAACAAAUCCAUCUGGCUCGCCUCCGAGAUCACCAUGGUCCCACCCAACAUCCUCAGCGAGCACGGUGUGAAGCUGUCAAGGCUGCUGCAGCGGCCCGGGGAAUAUGUCCUGGUGUUCCCGGAGGCCCAUUCAUGCUCAAUUACAACUGGAUUUGGGAUAUCAGAGAGUGUCUACUUUGCUUCAAACGCUUGGCUGACGGAUGUGUACAAACUAUUUCAGGAGCUGCGUAAUAGCUGCGAACCGACCAUGUUUUCACUGGAGCAGCUCCUCCUCAACGGCAGCGCCGAUUCCUCGGCCCCCUACCAGGUGUGCUCCGUGCUGACCACACUGCUCAACGCCGAGCUGGAGCACCGGCGCGCCCUCGAGCAGAAGGGGCUCAAGGUAACACGGUCAUGUUCCCCCUACAGUCCCUCACGGCUCCUCGGCCCCCUACCAGUCCCUCACGGCUCCUCGGCCCCCUACCAGGUGUGCUCCGUGCUGACCACGCUGCUCAACGCCGAGCUGGAGCACCGGCGCGCCGUCGAGCAGAAGGGGCUCAAGGUGUGCUCCGUGCUGACCACACUGCUCAACGCCGAGCUGGAGCACCGGCGCGCCCUCGAGCAGAAGGGGCUCAAGGUGUGCUCCGUGCCGACCACACUGCUCAACGCCGAGCUGGAGCACCGGCGCGCCGUCGAGCAGAAGGGGCUCAAGGUGUGCUCCGUGCUGACCACGCUGCUCAACGCCGAGCUGGAGCACCGGCGCGCCGUCGAGCAGAAGGGGCUCAAGGUGUGCUCCGUGCUGACCACGCUGCUCAACGCCGAGCUGGAGCACCGGCGCGCCGUCGAGCAGAAGGGGCUCAAGGUGUGCUCCGUGCUGACCACGCUGCUCAACGCCGAGCUGGAGCACCGGCGCGCACUCGAGCAGAAGGGGCUCAAGGUGCAAGAGCGCCCCCAGUCGUCAGCGCCCCUCAACACGUCCUACUUCCGCGCGUGGAACACCAGCGACCAGGACGAGUGCGAGUACUGCCGCUCCACCCUGUUCCUCUCCAAGGAAAACGAUACUGGCUAA